Messenger RNA from Funneliformis geosporum, 232 nucleotides. The record is from the annotation of a GenBank genome assembly. Lineage: Eukaryota; Fungi; Glomeromycota; Glomeromycetes; Glomerales; Glomeraceae.
UUACCAUAAUGGUAAUGAUAAUUUUCCGUUAUUUGGUGGACAAGGUCAAUUGAACGAGGAGAUUAAUCGUGGUGAACUAAUGAUAUCAAUAAGUCAACAACUUGGAUUAUAUAAUAUUAACCAGGACUGUUUUUUAGAUAUAAUUGGUCUAUUUGAUAAAUAUAACGAAGCAUGCGAAAUGGUUCAAAAAUUUCAACAAGAAAAUGAAGCUUUACGAUUGGAAUCUUCUUGA